AUGGCCCGUGCUCAGAUAAAUUGCAGUGAGGGCCUGUUCGACAAACCACCAAUUCUCUGUCUUCAGACAACCAUGGCAACUAACGACACAGAGAAGCCCCUGCUAGAACCAGUCACCAUCCGCAAGAACCACCAGCGGUCUCUUUCGGGACAACUCAAGGCCAUCUCAGCACCCAUGUCACCCAAACAGAGGUUCCUCAGCACCUUUGGACUGACGGAUGAUUCGACCAGAGUGGAGAUCAGUGGAAACGUGGAGGUUGUUGUGGAGGAAACCAGCACUGAGGAGAUCACCGCCGUGGCUGGGAAGGUUGAAGAAGAGGACGAAUCAAAGCCUGGGGACGUACCCGAGGCAGAGGAAGUCGCGGAGGAAGUCGCGGAGGAAGUCACCGAGGCAGAGGCCGAGGCGUCCAUGACCACCAAGAUCAUCUCCCAGGACGAGCCAGUGGUUCGACCAUGGUUCUUCUACGAUGCUCAGGUUGAUCUGUAUGACCCGUUGGCUGAACUUCCUGCCGCCCAGGCCCAAGCUGUGUCUAAUGCACAGAAGGCUACCGGAACCACUACUGCACAAACAGCUGCAGUAGUGGAAUCGCUCAGGGACACAGACGAAUUGCCUCCGCUGAAGCCGCCCGUGUUUUCUGCGCUCGGCUAUACUGGCAACUUGGCACCUGACACGUCCUGGAGUGCAUUUGCUCCUGCCGAUAUCAAUGCUCUGGAAAAGGCGUAUGGCAUCUAUUCGGCCGAUAAGACUCCUGGUGUCAACGAAGAUGACUACCCUGUGAACAAGUCUGAGAUUCACGAAGAAGAUGACUGCAAGGGCACCGAGGAUCCCGAAACUGUGGUUGGAAUCAACCGUCUCUAUAUUGCAAAGUUCUCUCAAGAGGGCCAUAUCUGCAUGCCUCUUUACUGGCGCACAGUUGGAGACGUCUGUAACGUGCGCCGAAGCACGUGGUUCUUCAGAUCGACUCUUGGACCAGUUGAGAGAUCCCUAGAGCGUCAUCUAGAAGAAGCCUUCCAAUCAAUCAAGCCUUGGACGUCGGAAUACGUUGAAGAGCUUGAAGCUGCCAUCUCCAACCCCGAGGCAGAGUGCAGAUUCAAACACUCUUUCACCUACAAGGUCAAGGAUGGCGCCAAAGAUCCUCCCAUUGACGUGUCUGUGGUGUUUUCUCCCUGUGCUAUGUUUGAAGGAGAGACAGAAGUGACUCCCAAGGCCCACAUUCUGCUGCCCAGUUACUUCAAUCUGUUUGGAACUGCUCCUAGUACAGCACUGUUGGCUACCUCUCUUCUCAAGGGCAGACCUCUUCCUGGAUCUCAUGUUACCUUACAGAGAUUCUACGAUUGGGACGAGUACAAGAAGUUCAAGACCCUUCCCGACCGACAAGUCGACGCACUCGAUCACGAGUAUGCCAAGAUCAAGCAGCUCAUCUUUGUGCUUCAUGGCAUUGGUCAGAAACUGUCUGAGAGAGUGGCAUCUUUCACCUUCACUUUUGCCAUCAAUCAUUUCCGAGUGUUGGUCAAGGAACAGCUCAAGUCGCCCAGAACCAAACACUGUCUUCCCGAAGACCGUCAGGAUGAAAACUCCAUUGCUAUUCUGCCCAUAAACUGGAGAAGACUUGUUGAUUUUGAAGAGCUGGGCUCUAUGCACCGAGAAUCCGGUUCUUCAGGGUACUCACUGAAGGAUAUUACUGUCAAUUCCAUUCCCUCCGUGCGAGGGCUCAUUGGAGACGUCCUUCUCGAUAUCCCCUACUACAUGUCUCAUCAUAGACCUCUUCUUUUGCAUGCUGCUGCCACAGAAGCCAACCGAAUAUACCGCAUUUUCUGCAAGCACAAUCCUGGGUUUGAUGGAGAGAACGGCCAUGGCAACGUGCAUAUUAUUGGCCAUUCUCUGGGAUCUGUCAUUGCUUUGGACCUGCUUUCUUUCCAGCCUACAAAGGUGGAAAAGGAUGAUUUCCAAGACGUGGAGACGCCUGACGUCACCCUGGACCUCAAGGUACCUCCCCUGUUCCAGCGAAAGACACACAAGAUCCCCAACUUUUGUUUCAACACUUCAAAUCUGUUUCUGGUCGGUUCUCCAGUUGGGUUCUUCAUGCUUCUUCACAACGCCAAUUUCAAGGCUCGAUCUGAGGAGAAUGGACCCCAAUACGGAUGCCUGGCCGUUAAAAACCUCUACAAUGUCAUCAACUUCUCCGAUCCCAUUGCCUAUCUCCUAAAUCCCACUGUUGAUACUGACUUGGCUGAGAAUAUUGAGACAGCCAAUGUUCCCACAGAAAAGAACUUUCCCUUGGAGGGAGAAGACGAGUCGUGGAUCAAAUUCCCCGUCAAGUUCCCCUUCUGGAGUCCCUCAGGAACCCCUUCUGUGGAAGAGAAGGAGUCUGAUAAGGGUGUUAAGGCUGUCAAGGACCUCUCUGAAGGUUCCAAGGAUGCCACAGACACCAAAGACCUCGAGGAAUUCUCUGCUUCCGAAGUCAAGGGGUCUCUGAAACCUCGGCCUAGAUCAGACUCCACAAAGUCCGACAAAUCCAUGUCUUCUCGACUUUCUGGCAUCUUCAGCAGCCGUCCCAAGUCUCCCCUUUCGCCCAACGCCCGUAAAACCGAGCACAAAAAGAGCCCAAUGGCCACCUCGGGCCCCUUCUCUCCCCAGGAAGUUUCUCCCAAGGACGAGGUGCCCAUUUUUACACCCACUCCUGUGAAACCUAUGAAUGCUAGUGUGGAGAUUGGUGGUUCUCUGAUUGGAGAGGGCAAUUUGACUUCUUCGCCACCCAAGUCUAUUCCUCUGCAGAAGCGAGACUUUGCUCGGGAGCAUCAGGCCGAGCAACAGAUGCAGGGUCUCAAUGAUAACGGUCAGAUUGACUGGAUUGUGCCUCUUACCGGAGCUCUGGAGAACCAGUACGUGUCCAUGAUCACUGCUCAUUCCAAUUACUGGGACAACAAGGAUCUGGCUCGAAUGUGUGCGAUUGAAAGUUGUCGAGAGCCCGGUCCUGAACACACUAUUGAGCAGUUCCGAGUGAAGAUGAAACCUCGAGCCGCAGAGUCGGAGGAGGCGGUUACAGAGUGA
This is a messenger RNA of Yarrowia lipolytica CLIB122, 3051 nucleotides long. RefSeq lists its product as uncharacterized. Gene Ontology annotation, molecular function: glycerophospholipase activity; metal ion binding. Gene Ontology annotation, cellular component: cytoplasm. Lineage: Eukaryota; Fungi; Ascomycota; Dipodascomycetes; Dipodascales. The record is from RefSeq and is a predicted model, not a curated record.